Messenger RNA from Ogataea philodendri, 747 nucleotides. RefSeq lists its product as uncharacterized. Lineage: Eukaryota; Fungi; Ascomycota; Pichiomycetes; Pichiales; Pichiaceae. The transcript is spliced from 4 exons. The record is from RefSeq and is a predicted model, not a curated record. The coding region runs from base 1 to 747 and encodes 248 amino acids.
AUGACAUCUUCUGGUGACAAGUUGGACUUUGGUCCGAAGAAACAUGCAAAGGAUGAUGAUGAAGGCUCCCCAUGCACAGGUAGUCCAUCCAAUGAGUGGGGAGAACAAGUCUCCGGUGUAGAAAGGACCAGGAGUGAAGAGUUUGCGUCCACUGGUAAGUUUGAGGAACACAGGCAUGCACCAGGCAAGGUAGUUUCCAGCAACACCAAGAGAGAACAAGGCGUUGGAGGCAGUGGAUCCUGCCAGACACAAACACCCGAUCAUGUAUGCCACAAUGGAGGAGAAAAUGACGGCUCUAAUUGGCACCUUCAAACGCUUGUCGACCACUUUGACAAUGUUUGCGAAUGCCCAACGACGUCCCAAAGAGUCAUAGAUGAUUUGGGCCAUUGGGAAGCCAGUGUCAGAUUCCAAAACAGACUGAACAUCUGUGCUCAUGCAAGCAACUGUACAGAUAAUGAGACACCAUCCCAAGAUUCCACAGGCUCCGAUAGAUCCCAUGAUACCCAAAGGAACACCAAUUGCCAUCCGAUAGGCCAGUCUGAGAAGUUUUCAACCUUCGAGAAAAUGAACUCUCCACCGUUGAACUCUUUUCUGUUGAUCUUGGUACCAAUUGGAACGGCAAUCAAAAAUAGAACAAUCAGACCCGUGUUGCAAACAGUCGAGGUGGUUUGCAACCAAGCAAUUCUCUUGGAGCUGAUGCAGGUGCAGAUGGCUUGGGAGAAGAUACAGGCUGCAAACACACCGUAG